UCGUUAGAAAAAUUACAUGGUUCUUGGUUGUAUUGGCUAUAGUAAUUGUGGCAUUUACACAUGCAUUUAAAUUGUACCUUGAGGAUCUCUCUACGCCUUCUGGUUCAUCAUACAAUGGAAAUAUUACAACACCAGCAUCUUCCGGUGAUAUAACAUUGCAACAAACACCAGGUGAUAAUGUUUGGAAUAGCUAUGAUUCAUCACUUGCAGCUGUAAUUUAUUUCUUAGCAGGAGAUUUUUCUGCAAUUGAUCCAUGGUCGGGUGAUGUAUAUGUUAAAACUUUAAAAGUUUUAUUCUUUCUAUCAACAACAAUAGUUCUACUGAAUCUUCUUAUUGCUUUGAUGGGUGAUAUAUUUACAAAAGCAAAGGAGAAUGGUAAAAGAGCAUGGCUAGAAUUAAGAGCUGAAUAUUUGGCAGAAAUUGAAUGUUUUCAUAUGAGCACAUAUAAUAAAUCCAUGCAUUCAAGAGGAUUGAUAUAUUAUGAGGCGGAUCCUGAUGAAAUUGAAGAUUGGCAACUUCAAACGAAUUUUAAAAGCAAAAAUAUAUUUAAUAUAAAAAAAUCUAUUACCACCACUAAGAAAAGCAAAAGUAAAAUUAAUAUUAAUGUUAACAAAAAAGAUAAUGAUCAGGGUGGUGAUCAGGGUGGCGAUGGUAAUAAUAGUAUUAGCCUCAAUCGUAAUAGUGCUGCUAGAGAUGAUAUUAAAAUCAUCCAAGGUGAAUUAAAAAAUAUAAAAGAUACAAGGCAUAGGAUACUUUAG
Molecule: messenger RNA, 758 nt
Organism: Entrophospora sp. SA101
Lineage: Eukaryota; Fungi; Glomeromycota; Glomeromycetes; Entrophosporales; Entrophosporaceae
Source: the annotation of a GenBank genome assembly